UGUGUGUGUAUUGUAAUUUUGCGAAAUUUGCCAAAGAAAAACUGCCUAAAACACCCAUUUCAGAAUCAAAUUUAUUCAUCAAAUGAUAACAAAUUCAAUGCACACAUAAAAAGCUUUCUUUACAACGCAAACUUUUUGACGAUUUUCCUUUACAAGAAGGUGAAAUCCUCGUCUAAAAGUUGCGAUGGAUUACCGGAUGCCGGUGGGAAUGGGUUAUCACAAAUCCAACAUGGCUUCCGAGUACGGUGGAGAUUCUGCAAGUCGGGUGAAAGGGAUCAGCAUUAUCAAGCCUGUGAUUUAUGGCAACAUUGCACGUUAUUUUGGGAAGAAGAGGGAGGAGGAUGGACACACCCAUCAGUGGACGGUCUAUGUCAAGCCAUACAGAAACGAGGAUAUGUCGGUUUACGUGAAGAAAGUCCACUUCAAACUUCAUGACAGUUACGCUAAUCAGAACAGAGUUGUGACGAAGCCACCGUAUGAAGUGACGGAAACUGGAUGGGGAGAAUUCGAAAUCGUCAUCAAGAUUUAUUUCAACGAUCCAAAUGAGAAAAGUGUGACAAUUUACCAUCUUUUGAAGCUCUUCCAGAGUGAGACAGAUAUCGCCCUCGGCAAGAAGAGUCUGGUGGUGGAGAUAUAUGAUGAGUUGGUUUUCCAUGAACCCACAGCACUCAUGCAGCAGCUGCUCACGAGUACACGACCUUUGACCCUAAGUGCUUAUAAACACGAGACUGACUUUGAAGACAAGAAGACAAAGACACUUUCAAACAUUAUGUCCGCGAAAAACAAAAUACGCCACGAAAUCCAAGAAUUAAACGAGCGCCUCAAACAGAGUAAGGACGCUAUUUCAAAAUUCAAGGAUGAAAUAAGGACGUUGGAAACUCAGGACGGGAAGCCUCCAGUUGCAAGGAAGCUGGAGGUGAUGACUUAGUUUUCUUUGUCAGGGCUUCUUGGAUUAUUGCAUAGUGUUGGUCAGCACUGGAUUACAUGGUUUAGCCAUUUGAUUCCAGGAGUUCAGUGAAAUAUUCUCUAUGUAGAAGACUGGUGAUGCCGGAGGACUAUCUGCGACAUUUCAGCCAUAAAUCUUGUAUCUGUUAUAAAUAGCUCGUCCAUCGUCUUCAUCCAUGCGAUUGGGUCAGGUGUGUGUGGAUUCUGGAUUGUGGAAUUCAUACCCUUGUUAAUAUAUUCAUACAUGUAUGACUGAGGGAAAGGAAUCAAGCAGGGGUUUUUUGAAGAAAAUUAAAACCUUUUGUCUUUAGGUGGGCAACAAUAUUAUCUUACAAGACGGCAAUUGCCUCAGAUGAUUUUUAGCCCUGAAUAGAUGUAAAUUGUGUAAAAAGUAUUUUGUAUUUUGUACUGUCUGUAAAUCAUGGCAUUUAAUUUUGUAUUAAAUUUUUCUUUACA
This is a messenger RNA of Lineus longissimus, 1401 nucleotides long. RefSeq names its product YEATS domain-containing protein 4-like. Gene Ontology annotation, biological process: regulation of DNA-templated transcription. The record is from RefSeq and is a predicted model, not a curated record. Bases 185 to 928 code for a protein of 247 amino acids. Lineage: Eukaryota; Metazoa; Nemertea; Pilidiophora; Heteronemertea; Lineidae. The transcript is spliced from 6 exons.